AUGGUUGGCCGCCCCAUCUCACCCAUCGCCAUCUUGGCGAGUAAUUGGUCUGUGACUAAGGCCACUAAGAGGAAGGCCACCACUGAAGAUGAGCCCCAACUGAAGAGGCAGAGGGGUGGAAAGGGCACUGAUGCCAACACCAACCCUGGUCAAUCAACCCUGGAGUCAGUAAUCGAGGACAAAAGCUCCAGUGACGAGAGCACGGUGUUAUCAGGCCACACCAGCAGAGCUGACUUCGAGGCCAAGUACUUGGAGCUUAAAAACUUGGUCAAGGAGGCUAUGGCUCAGUUUAUGCCGGCCACAGAAGGUCUGAUGAUUUACCAGAUUCCCAGGGAGGUGCUGCUCAUGCACAAAGCCGCAGGCGAACCAGUGACUGUGGGAAAAUCUGCAGCCGUGUCGAUACUGGACUGGUACGAUCUGGACCAAGAGGUUCUUCUGGUCAUGGAGAGGCCAGUCCCCUCUAUGGAACUGCUGCGCUUCAUGGAUGAGAACUGUGGUCUGAUUGCCGAGGACGUUGCAAAGAUCAUCAUGAAGCAGCUGGUGGAUGCUGCCAUCGAUAUACAAGCCAAGGGCGUCUUCCACCGAGAUAUUAAAGCAGAGAACAUCGUCAUUGAGUUCAGCUCCGAUGGCCUUCGAGUUCGGCUCAUUGAUUUUGGAUGUGGCUGCAUUUGGAAGAAAAACAUUUACAGCCAAUUCACUGGAACACUAGCACACGUUCCUCCAGAGUUUCAAAUCAACUGGCAAUACAUGGCCGGCCCCACGACAGUCUGGCAGUUGGCAUCAUUGCUAUCAUUGCUAUUUGAAAUGCUGGAUGGAUUCAGGCGGUUCCACACCACAGGGUUCCUCAGAAAUGAACUCCGAAUCAGCUCUGUGUGGUCCAAAGACUGCCAAGACUUCUUGGGAAAGUGUUUGGCUUUAGAGCCUGAGGACCGUGCCACUCUGGAGGAAAUGCAGCAGCACCCCUGGUUUAAGUUCCUCUGUUGA
Molecule: messenger RNA, 984 nt
Organism: Hippoglossus stenolepis (Pacific halibut)
Lineage: Eukaryota; Metazoa; Chordata; Actinopteri; Pleuronectiformes; Pleuronectidae
Product: serine/threonine-protein kinase pim-1-like
Exons: 6
Coding region: 1-984 (327 amino acids)
Biological process (GO): regulation of mitotic cell cycle; negative regulation of apoptotic process; protein autophosphorylation
Cellular component (GO): cytoplasm
Molecular function (GO): ATP binding; protein serine/threonine kinase activity
Source: RefSeq, a predicted model, not a curated record